Messenger RNA from Lithohypha guttulata, 2043 nucleotides. RefSeq lists its product as uncharacterized. The coding region runs from base 1 to 2043 and encodes 680 amino acids. The transcript is spliced from 3 exons. NCBI's taxonomy places the organism in Eukaryota, Fungi, Ascomycota, Eurotiomycetes, Chaetothyriales, Trichomeriaceae. The record is from RefSeq and is a predicted model, not a curated record.
AUGCUGUCUAAUAACCAGACAUAUGAAAUGCUUGACCGUAAAGACCCUCCAGUGACGGCGCGAAGCAUCGAGGACGAGAACGAGGGGAGUCAAGACCUGUACAGCAACACACUCGCGUACCAGCCUUACGACUGGCCCACAGAACCGGGACGACUCCAAGAAGAUCAUCAAUAUGAGUUCAUGAUGAACGCUUACGACGCUUUCCUCUGUUUCAUCCCGCUGUUUCUCAUUGCCAAAACCACGUUGUGCAUCGUGGCAUGGUCGUGGGAUAGGGAGAAUACUGGUUACUACUUUGAUCAAAUAUCGCUAUUGACCACUUUCCUGAUUGAAUUCAACGAGCAGGUUGUUACAGCUUUCACCAUCGUUUUCGUCACUAUCAUGACGACUAUGACUCGAAGACUGGCUUUGUAUCAUGCCCAAGAAGGGGCCUACAUCACAGACAUUGAACAGCUUCAAGCCUCCAUCAGUCUGCCAAGCACGAUCAAAAUGGUCUUCUCGUUGAGAAAGUUUACCAAAUUCAGCGCCGCAUUGGUCGCUGUCUGGAGUUUCUACUAUCUUGGCAGCCAGGCAAGCAAGCGAGAAUAUGCAUAUGCCCCCUCAGCGCCAUACCACGAUCUAGCUGCGAUCUAUCCCACUGACGACCUUGGUUCACAGUUCGACCUUGUCAACGAUGUCAACAGCACGCUUUCCGACGCUUUACCGUUCCUAAAUAAUGCCAUGACAGAUGCCUACGAGUCGAGUCGGCGUAAUGCUAAGCUAGGGAAAUCUGACGGUCUCGACGGCACCGGUCAAACACUCAUACCAGACCUAGAUAAAUCGACCUGGAUGAAAUCAACAGCUUUUGAUUGGGUGAAAGUGAAACCUUCCGAUUUCUAUUAUGUUUCUCGAGCUGGAAGACCACUCCCUGUCAAUUAUACUGGUCGGCCUUACAGAACUGACGAAGGUAAGACUGUGGUGGACACUUAUUGGUCCGAUACUCGCAUCGUGGGCGACUACACCUUUAAAGCAAAUCAUAUGAAACUCGCUUGCAGCAGCAUCGAUGUGUUUCCUAUAGAAAGAUUCCCCAUAGGGACUGUGCCUAACAUGAUGCUUGCCCUGAACGUCUCGGCUUUGGCAGAUGACUCCUCCACACUCAUUGCUCAACCGAUCAUGCUUGAGUUCUGGGCACGUUGGAAUUCUACAUACGGUUUCGGCAUCCCUGAGUACGGCUACUCUGCACCCCUCUUCAACAACCAGCCAGCAGGUUCUGUGAGAGUCUUAUGCAAUGUGACGAGGCCGCGAGUAGAGAUGAGGAUUAGUUGCCAGGACACAGGAUGUUUAGUCAAGCAGGCUCGAUACCUGCAUGUCAACUUGACUGACCUCUACAACACUCCUAUCAGCAAGCCAGCCUUUGCUUCGUCCUUCUUGAGCAAUCUCAUCUGGUCAUUUGGUGUGCCUGAUGAGAGAUAUUAUGGCAUGAACAGCGAACAGUAUUGGUCUGGUCAGGGGUCUUUGAUUGAAUACGCCAAUGUCACUGAAACGGACCUUAAGGAGUACAACCUAACGAUGGAGGAGUAUAGGGAAGAUACUCUGUUCAGGGUAUCGCAUGCGCUGACCGAGGCUGUUAACACUUACUGGAACGUUGCACUCAAUGCGUUCAUACCUUUUGAGACUCUGUCUGGGUCAUACCCCGGUUGGGAAUCGAUCACUGUCCACGGUGCCAUAUAUGAUCAGCGCUACGAGAUCUACUGGCCAUGGAUUACAGUCGACUAUUUUUCAUGCCUUCUUCUCCUCGUUGCUGCAGCAUACUCUUUCUGGCUACGCAAAAAGACUCUGGCACCAGAUAUCUUUGGCUACGUGAGCUCCCUGACUAGAGACAAUCCUCAUGUCCCUGUCCCACCAGGUGGAAGCACAAUGUCGGGUAUCGAAAGAGCAAGGCAUCUCCAGGACUACAAACUCAAGAUUGUGGACGUCAAGGGAGGAGAAGUUGGUAAAGUUGGUGUUGCCGUCGCACAUCAAUCCACUACCUUCGAUCCGUUGUCGAAGCAGAGAAAGUACAUGUGA